UGGGGCAUCCACAACCUCUCUGGGCAGCCUAUGUUGCUUGUGUGUUGGUUUUUGUUGUUUUUGUUUUUUAAACGCUCCAUUCCAGCAUGUGUUCACGCAGUCAGAUGCAAGGAAAGGAAACGUAAAGGCAUAGCGGCAGUCUGUAGAUGCCUCUGCUGUAUUUUGAGGUUAUGAAUCUUAUGUAUAUUUAUGGAUUGUUUAGCUUAGUUUCAUAAUACUGUUUCAUUUCAGCAACAACAAAUAGUUCCAGUUUCCAGACCAGAGCUGAGGGCCUUCUUAACCUUCAGUUGAUUCUGGCCUGACAGGACUGUAUCAAACUCAGUGUCACAUUACUGGCUUUCCUGGGCACACCUUGAAAGCUUUCUCAUGAUGAAAAACCCUUCUCUUUCUCUAGACAACAUUUUACAUUUGUACCUAAAUGGUACACAUUUUGCAUUUGCAUUCCGAGUAAUGUGUGCACAGCUGCUAGUCACAUCAGAGCCUGUUUGCAUCGUUUGUCACUUCUCUGGGAUUUCUCUGUCACAUAACCAGGAUUUUGUCAUCUCUCCUCUAAUCUGCUCAUCCCUUUUUUGAGUGAAUCACUUUUAUUCCUAACUGGUGCACUUAGUAGAAUUUAUUUGCUGUGGAAUUUUCUGCUAACGACACAAAAACGUUGAAGUCUUAUGGUUCUGAUUUUGGUAAAAGCUGAAAUGUUUGUCUGGAAUUAUUUCUGAAUGUGUGUUUUCUUGUUUUAGAUCUCAAACUAGAAAUCAAACAUGCUUUAUGUUUCGUUCUUGUAAAUUAAUCUUUUCAAAUUGCUGAUAAGUUGUUUUUGUUCUUUUUUUGUAGCGAUCUACAAUGUGUACAAAUCCUUGCCUGUUACCACUCCUGACUGUUAAAUAGUUUAAGCAUGUGGCAGUUCAUUUUUUUCUUAAUUAAAAGUAAUAUCCUGAACACCAUCUAGAAAUAUCAAAGUAUUAGAACCUGAAUUUUACCAACCUCAGCUUUAUUUAGGUAAUAGUGCUUUUUAUUUAAUAUAUCAAAAAGGUAAUGGUUCUACUGCACAGUAGGCCCAAAUCUGCUCAUCUGUAUACUGCUAAGAUAAUUCGUUAGCACCAUUUGUGUUAAUGAAAAAGGAAACGUCUUCAGUGAGACAGUGUGCUUUCAGAAGGCAGAGAGUUAGAAAUAGUGAGGUGUGCUUAACAAUUAGAGAGUAAUAACCAAGAGUUUUAAAAUAGGUAGGCUUUACAGUUGCUUUCAGGGGCUUAUGUCAUAUAUGCUAUAGGAAAAAAAACAAACUUAAUGCUAUGCAAAAUGGCAUUUUAUGCCAUGGGUUCCCAGUGUAGUAAUGCAGUCCUUGACCUGUAACUUAAAAUCCAAACCCAAGAUUUGGUACUUGUGGAAGAGUGGAUGGGCGAUCAGAGCAGUGAUGCAGAGCACCUGGCUGAGCAGCAGUGGGACUGACCUGCAGGGUGACCUGGCAGCUGUGCAUUUUAACUUGUGACCUGGCCUACAGCUAAGAGGAAAGCUCAGCUGCUUAUCUUCCACAUUCAUGUAGAAUUGCAUUUGAAAAAUAGCGUGGAGGAAAAAUUGAUUUAAAAACCUGAAUCUGGUAUUUAGGUAACCUCAAAAACAGUUAAUUAUUAAUACAUCCAAGAGUUUGAUGCAUCCAGUUUGUUAGUACUUGUGGAAAUUUGACUCAUUGUCCAAUAGCUAACCAAGUACUUGGAUGUCCACUUCAGUACUUGCUUUAAUUCAAGAAGUUCUACCAAUUUCAGUAAAAAUAAGCAAGUUUUGACUUCAAACAAAGGUUUGGCACCUUAGUAGUGAUAAAUCAGAAAAACUGUCUAUGCUGUGUGUUAGACUUCUGCAUAACUCAGGAUCAAGCCUUGGGCAACCUGUGGAUGUUCCUGUUCGCUGCUGAGGAAGUCGGACUAGAUGACCUUCAAAGGUCCCUUCUAACUCGAAGGAUUCUGUGAUUCUGUAACUCUUUGAACUUACACACAUGUACAUGCAGUUUCUGAAGCCAGUGUGAAGUAGCAGGCAUCAGGAAUUCAGCUUAAUCUUUUUAUUUAUCAAUUCAGAAUAACUGUCUCAUUAACAGUAGAACUUCUAAAAGCAGUCUUAGUUCUUUCUGUGUAUUGGUAGCUCUUCUGGAGAAUUUACCUGCUGAAUGACUUUUAGAAAGUUUUUAACAUAAACACUGAAGAUGAAUUUGAGUUUAGUAGAUAGGUCAAGAAAUUAAAUUAGUAUAAAGACAGAAAAGAACUAACACUGUAAUUAGGAUUUGAAAAGCAGAGUAAGUAUCAAAUAAAUUGAUUUACUGCCAGAGAGAAGUAAGUUUGGUGCUGCUUCCUUAAAAGCCCAAAUAUCUUUUCAUGGCAAACAUACAAUAAUGAAGGUUAAAGGAGAAGUUUAAAGAUCAGGUAAAAGGUCUCUGAAAAAAAAAAACUUAUUUUUUGUAAUUGUAGCAGAUACAGAGAUACAAUGCUGUGUUGUAGUGCAGGUCUGACUUUUUAAAUGGCAGAAAGUUGGGGGUGGGUUGUUUUUUCUGUUUCUGGUUUUUAAUACUGGUCAUGGCAAGAAGUGCAUCUACGCUACAGCCCUUAGUCAUAGUAUCUAUUUCAAUCAUUCUCUGUUCUCAAGAUGAAUUAUUAUUUUCUUACUUUAUUUUCAGAAGGGCAGGAAGCUUCAUACAUCCUAAAUAGAAAUAUGCAGCUUGCAAAACUUGGAAAACUUUGUAAGUAAGCUAGUUAUGUACAGUCAACAGUGCAUAGGAGAUGCAGACUGUGAACUGCUGUGUGCUUUGUCCCCCAAAUGGAGAGUUUUUGUUGAUGUGCUGAUGUGUAUGUUUUAUACAGAGCUGUGCGCUGUGUCCAAGAUUAGCUUCCUCUAGCAUCAGGCACAGGAUCAGCCAUAGCUGGCGUAGAGGACUGGAUGAGCUUUGGAUCUGACAUUAAUUGAAGCAUUUUACAGUGCGAGGGCCGUGGAGCAGGGCUUUAAUGUGCGCAAGAACCCUGAGAAAUAGGAAAAUACUACAAAGCGAAGACAAAAUACAUCUAACGAGAGCUGAUCUCUGCUUUCAUUGUUUUUUAAACUUAGUCAAAUAGCUUCUGUAAUCUGCUGUGCUAAAAUUAUUAGCUUAAAGCUGGAAAAAAUGAAACAGUUGAAAAGAAAAAGAAAAAGUAAUUUUAGUGUUCAGGAAACUCAAACUCUCCUUAAGGAAAUCAGAAAAAGGAGAGAAGUACUCUUUUCAAAGCAACUUAAUACAACAAUUAAUGAGAUGAAACGGAAAGCGUGGGAGGAAAUAGCAGAGUGUGUGAAUGCUGUAGGUGAAGGUGAGCAAAGAACAGGGACAGAAGUGAAAAGGCGAUACCUUGACUGGAGAGCGCUCAUGAAGAGGAAGCGUCUGAACGCAAACAUCAAGGCAGUUGGUGGAGGGUUUCACCUUCCUUCAUCCGACUUGGAUGACUCUCUCAAUGAAGAUAUGGAUGACAAAAUGGGGUUUGCAAAUGAAUCUAGUUUUGAAUGGCAGAACAUUACUGACUUCAGAGAAGCAGGUGGAUCUUUAACAGAAAUCAAAGUAGAAGAAGAAGAGGAGGAUCCACAGAAUUUUGAAUUUCCUAUUGAGGAAGAAGAAAUUUUUUCAUCAGUUUUGCCAGAUUCAAAAAAAGAAAAUGACUUACCAGAUUUCACCCACAUUGAGGAGUUUGGAAAUCUAAGUUCUGCUCAAGCUAGAUUAGCCUAUGAAGAUUCACACUUGCUUAUAAAUCUAGAGAAGCAGAAGGUGGAACUGGAGAAGCAGCGGUUAGAUAUUGAAGCUGAACGGUUGCAAGUGGAGAAGGAGCGCCUACAAAUUGAAAAAGAACGGCUGCGGCACAUUGACUUGGAGCAUGAGAGACUGCAGCUGGAGAAGGAGCGACUUCAAAUCGAGCGGGAGAAACUGAGGCUAGAGACUCUGCGUGCUGAGAAACCUGCCCUGGAAAAUGACCUCACCCAAUCAGAAAAACCCAUCAUACAGCCUCUGGAUCUAGAAACUGAAAAGUUAAAACUUGAAAAAGAACGCUUGCAGUUAGAGAAAGAAAGGUUGCAGUUCUUAAAAUUUGAGUCAGAAAAGCUGCAGAUUGAGAAGGAGCGCUUGCAAGUGGAGAAAGAACGCCUCAGAAUUCAGAGAGAGGGUCUCUUGCAGUGAACUUCUCAACUGGAGUGUUAAUACUAGUGUUCUCUUGUUGUGUAGAAUAUAGGUAGUUCUUUUUCUGAUGCUGAAACUGUUGUAAAGGUCUAAUGUUCUUCUGUUCAGAGUUGAAUGUUGAUGUUGAACUGUAAUAAUAGAGAGAAAAAAAAUGGUGCUCAAUAAGUCAGUGUGCCUGUGUAAAUAUGCUUAUGUAAUAAAUUGCUUUUCAGUGUAUCAGAA
This is a messenger RNA of Meleagris gallopavo (turkey), 4393 nucleotides long. The record is from RefSeq and is a predicted model, not a curated record. NCBI's taxonomy places the organism in Eukaryota, Metazoa, Chordata, Aves, Galliformes, Phasianidae.